Panicum virgatum (switchgrass) is the source of this 1061-nucleotide messenger RNA. RefSeq lists its product as uncharacterized. Lineage: Eukaryota; Viridiplantae; Streptophyta; Magnoliopsida; Poales; Poaceae. The transcript is spliced from 4 exons. The coding region runs from base 34 to 873 and encodes 279 amino acids. The record is from RefSeq and is a predicted model, not a curated record.
CCGCCCGCUACUACUGUGAAGGCCUUGCCACCGAUGACAUCCGACCAACCUGAGCAGGCGCAGCCUGGUACUGGUGAAGCAGCAUCCACUGUUGUGCUUGGCGCGGCCGUGGCGACGAGAUCCCUCAAGGUGAAAAAAGUCACCUUUAAGAAAUCCAUAUUGAAAUCCUCCGGCGGUAAUCUGGAGCGAUCCAAUGAAGCCGGGACCAGCACAACCCCCGAACAAAAUCCCGAAGUUACUACCCAGCAUGAAGAACCGAGGGAGCCGCAGAAAUCUCAGACAGCCCCCGACAAAUCGUCCGGCGCUCCGCAAUGGGAUCCAAGCGAAGAGGGUGGAACCAGCGGUGCCAACGAUGCCACUGAAGAUAUCAUAGUCCACCCGGACAAUUAUAUGGUGCGAAAAGAGCUUAUUGAUGAUCCCAUGUUGACGAAUGCCAUGUUGAAGCAAUACCAAGACACGUUCAAGGACUUGUACCAAUUUUCUCAUAAACUGGCGAAUAACUCAAGAGAGAAAUCCAACAAGCUGUGCUUUGUCGAAAGCAGCUUGCGCCGGUUGCAGGAAAAAAAUCGUAGGAUCAGUGAAGAAAUCAUGAAGAGGGUAGAGCUCCAUAACGAGCUCGACACUUUGAAGCGCGAGCGGAUCCGGGAAGUUUGGCUCCUCAAGCAGGAAAUUGCCAAUCUCGAGAAGGAGAAGAAAUCCUUGGAGGAAAAAUACCAAGGUAACAUUCCCGAGUACCAAUUUGCAGCGAGUGCGAAGAUAGCUGAUCGUCAUCCCUCGCGCAAGCGAAGUCGAAGCCUUGGAACAACACGCAGAUCACCUGAAAUCCACCGUAGAAGGGCUGCACGCAACGCGGAAGGAGCUCGAGAAAUAUAAGGAAGCCAUGAGAGUUGUCGUCGACAUGGUAUAUCCUCCGGAGGGAGGCGCUGGGAAUGCUUGGCAGCUUCAGAGUUGCCUGCGUGAUGCCCCGCAGAAGAUCUCUAACUUCAUCAGGGAGAGCUCCAAGGUCGUCGUGACCCACGUGCUUGGCCUUAGGGCAGGUACAGCAAUCGGCCAAUCGCCGA